UUGACACUGGCGUGUCCAUUGAUGAGGAAUUUAUUAACGUAUGACAAAUGUAAAAUAUCCUCAGGACAGUGAAGUGUUUAUUUUAUUUAAAAAAAAAUAUAUUUAUAAAUAUUUGAAUAAAGUGAUAAAGGAUUAAAUAGCACCAGAAACAAAAUGAAUUUAUCUGUGAUAAUUGGAUUGCUGGCAAUUUAUUGCUCGUUGGCAUUAGUCAACUCAACUGACAAACAAAAAACUUUAGAAAAUUCCGAAAAUGCUAUUAAAGAUUUGAUUGAGAUGGAGAGUGACAAGGAUGCACCAGAGAGUCAAAGAAAACGUGAUUCUGGUUAUUAUUAUUCAAGGCCAAGUAGACCAAGUAGACCGUCAGGUUCUAAAGUUAAAUUUGGACCAAGAUUACCAAGUCAAAGAGUAAAACCAUUUAAUCGUUAUGGGCCUCCAAAUUAUUCAAGUCAAUCACACAGCAGACCUCCUGGACAAUCACUAUUUGAAGUUCCAAGUCCAAUAAGAAAUAUUGAUUUCAUUGAAUCUAAUCCAAUAUCAAAUCAAAAUAACAUACCAACUAGACAAAAUUUACCAAAUUAUUUACCACCAAAAAAUCAAAAACCACCAAAAACUUCAUCACCUAUAGCAUUUCAACCAAGUCGUCCAAUUACAUUUUCCAAUAACCAAGAAAAUAAUUUUUUUCCAAAUUCAUUUCCUCAACGUGAAAAUUUAAUCCAGCAUCCGUCUCCAGAAUCAUUGGCAUCAGAUGAAUCACUAUUUCUUUCUCAAAAUGCUCAAAAAAUAGCACAGCUAUAUGAAACACCAGCAACAAAUUUAAAUUAUCCACCAUAUGAAGAUUUUGAAAAUUCAGAUACAAAUACAAAAAAUCCAAGUAAUCAAUUUCGAAUAAUUGUUCCUGAUCCAAUACAAACAUCACAACAACAGCAACAACAACAACAUGAUCAACAAAAUAUUCAAGGAUUUAAUGGACCAAUACCAGCCUAUUCAAAUGGUAUACUAGAAUCACCAAGGAUAUUGGAGCGUUUACAAUCACAGGAAAAGGAUCGUAUCAUCGUACAAUUACAACAGGCAUUAGCAUCACAAACACAAGAUUCAACAUCUGAUUAUCUUAGGUAUGCCCAAAAUUAUGGACAAACAAUAAACAAUGAAAAUACAUUAUUAUCAUCAAUUGGUACUCAGACGUCUCAGUUAGAUAAGCCGAAUGAAUUCAACAACCAAGGUCAUCACAGUGUGCCAUCAUUUGGUAGUGAAAGUACAUCAUCAUCAUUUGGACCGUCAUCUCUUGGAGCAACUGGUCUAACAUUUCAAGGUCAUCAUUUGAAUUUUCCAUUCACUCAUAGUUUCUCACAGGAUACUCCAUCAAUAACAACAACAACACCAUCAUCAAUAAUAUCAUCGUCAAAUAAUCAACCUCAUCAUGAUAAUGGUAACAAUCAAGGAAAUAAUAUACCAUCAGUCUCAAAUCCUUUUCCUCAAUACGGUGGCUUUGUACCAACAUUAAUAACAGGCACAAAUUAUCAUCAAAAUUUUCCAAAUUAUGGUACAAAUUUUGUUUCUUCAAAUACACCAAAUAAACCAGGACAAUCAACAGACACAUUACCAACUCAUUUUGCAAUACCACUACCUACAUUAUUGCCAGAAUUUAAACCAAUUAAUACUGGAUCAACUUUGUCAAAUCCAAAUUUAGGUAAACCUUCUUUUAUACCACCAAUAACACGUCCACAAAUACCAUUUAAUAAUAUUCAUCCAAUUCAUCCAAUUCAACCAAUAGUACCAAUUGUUUCAACUCAAAAUCAUGCUCAUCCAACUUAUGGUAUACAACCAACAACACUUGUUAAUCCAAUUUUAGUUAAACCAGUUAAGCCAGUUUAUCCACUCUAUUAUUAUCAAAAUAUUGCUUAUCCAUUACGAAAACCCUCAUUACCAUUAUCACCCUGGAAUUAUGCACCUGCAUAUCCACAAAGAAAAUCAUCAAAAAUUUGGAAAUAGAUCAACUUUGUUUUUGUUUAUUAAUUAAUGUCUUUAUUAGCACGUUGUUUUUAUUCUCGAUGAUACCGAGGUUGUACAUAUAUCAUAUACUAUUAUUUAUUUAUAAAUUUUUUUCUAUUUUAAUAUACAUUUAUUCUAAAAAAAAAAAAAAAAA
This is a messenger RNA of Aphidius gifuensis, 2143 nucleotides long. RefSeq names its product alpha-protein kinase 1-like. NCBI's taxonomy places the organism in Eukaryota, Metazoa, Arthropoda, Insecta, Hymenoptera, Braconidae. Bases 154 to 1989 code for a protein of 611 amino acids. The transcript is spliced from 2 exons. The record is from RefSeq and is a predicted model, not a curated record.